Messenger RNA from Malus domestica (apple), 870 nucleotides. RefSeq names its product STS14 protein. NCBI's taxonomy places the organism in Eukaryota, Viridiplantae, Streptophyta, Magnoliopsida, Rosales, Rosaceae. The record is from RefSeq and is a predicted model, not a curated record.
AGACACAAGAAAAUAUUUGAUCACAUCAAACACCAGAUCAAAGAUCAAAUGGCUCAUCAUCAUCCCUUGCUAGUCCUAGCAGCCCUGGCUCUAGCCAUCAGCUCAGUCCAUGUUGCAGCGGCUCAGGCGCCAAGCUCCAACCCUUCAGCCAGAGAGUACCUCCAAGCUCACAACCAAGCCAGAGCCGCAGUGGGUGUUGAGCCGCUCAAGUGGAGUGAGUCAUUGGCCAAUGCAACAAGCAGGCUAGUGAGGUACCAAAGAAACAACCAAGCCUGCAACUUUGCUAACAUCACCAGUGGCAGCAAGUAUGGAGCCAAUCAGCUGUGGGCAAGUGGGCAGUCAGUGAGUCCAACCAUGGUUGUGGACACUUGGGUCAAAGAGAAGGACUUCUACAACCACAGUGGGAACUCUUGUGUGCCAAAUCACUGGUGUGGUGUGUACACCCAGGUGGUGUGGAGGAAGUCUUUGGAGCUUGGGUGUGCUCAGGCUACAUGUGUCAAAGAACAGAGCAGCUUGAGCAUUUGUUUUUAUAAUCCUCCUGGGAAUGUUGUAGGGGAGAGCCCGUACUAAAGGAAGAAAAGAACUUCCUUGCACUAGGAUGUUACAGUGGCGAAAUCUUAAGCCAAUCACGCUACCUGUCAUGGUGGCAUUCCAGGUGUAGGUAAGUUUUCUCGAACUUAUUGAAGUUGAAGUUGAAGCUAAUUUGGGUGUAGUUUUUGCAAGUGUUGGGAUCUAUGAUGUUGAGGGGUUAAUUAGCAAUAAUGUGUUGCACUUAGGGUGUUUGAAGUAAAUUAGGCAAAUGUAUAAGGGUCUUUUGCUGCUAAAUAUAUAAUGUAAUCACUAUGGUUCUUCAGAUCUCCUUUCUCUCUG